This is a messenger RNA of Clarias gariepinus (North African catfish), 1650 nucleotides long. It is a transcript of the gene samsn1a, whose product is annotated as SAM domain, SH3 domain and nuclear localisation signals 1a. Gene Ontology annotation, molecular function: protein binding. The record is from RefSeq and is a predicted model, not a curated record. The coding region runs from base 162 to 1199 and encodes 345 amino acids. Lineage: Eukaryota; Metazoa; Chordata; Actinopteri; Siluriformes; Clariidae. The transcript has 8 exons.
ACAUCCUGUGUCAUCUGAGGAAGUCAGAAAGCAAGACAGAUGAUGAACCACUGCAGUUAGUGCUUCAGAGUCAAAGGUUACACACACCAGCUCGGAUUGGAAAAACAUAUAAUAUUAUUAAUUCAGGUGUAGGAUAAUUUUAAGGGGGAAAAAACAGGACCAUGCUUCAAAGGGCAGCUUCAAAUGUCUCAGAUAAACCAAAGAACAUCAAACCAAAGAGAUCCACCAGUUUUGGAAAGUUUGACACGUUCAGGAAUUCUCCGAAGCUUGAGGAAGAUGGAACAGUUCUGGCCGAGGGCGAGGCUGGAGUGGAGAGGAAGGACAAGCCGAACAGUUUGGGGAAAAAGAUGAGGGCCAUCGCUUGGACUAUGAGGAGAGGGAAGAAACAUGUCAAGUCGUGCUCCGAGGACACGGAGGACGACAUAGACAGAGAAACUGAAGCAGGCACAGAAAGCAGCUCUCAGGCCACAAAAACGUCAAACCACUCAAAUAAUUCGUUAGAAAGUCUCUCCAGUGGACAGAGCUCUUCCAGUGCCAUGACCAGCAGCGUGGACGCAUCCAGUAGGCCAGACAGCCUGAGGCUGGAUGAGGACGUGUCCUACACCGGGCCGUUUUGUGGACGAGCCCGAGUACACACAGAUUUCCUCCCCAGUCCGUAUGACACAGACUUGCUCAAGCUUAAGGUCGGCGAUAUCAUCUAUAUCAUAAGCAAACAUCCUAUGGGGAUAUGGACGGGCAUGCUGAACAACAAAGUAGGAAAUUUCAAGUUUAUCUACGUGGAUGUGCUGCUUGAGAAAGAAAAAGACGAAGGAGAUGAUGAGGAAGAGGAGGAAGAUGGUCUUAAGAUCAGGCCUCAUAGAUUGUCCAAACGACCACGUCCCAAAACGUUGCUGGAGUUACUGGAGAGAUUGCAUUUAGAGGAAUAUGCCUCGACUUUGCUCCUGAACGGCUACCAGUCGGUGGACGACCUGAAGCAUUUAAAAGAGAAACAUCUGAUUGAGCUGAACAUCACCGAUCCUGAGCACAGAAACAAGCUCCUCGCCGCUUCAGAGGUCGUCUAUGACAUGGGCAGGGGCGAGCAGGACGAGGCGAAGGGCGAGCAGGACGAGGAGGAGGUGAGCGACUGUCCUCGGGACUCGGGCUGUUUCAUCCCAAAGGAGUGUGCCGACUCGAGCAGAGAGGACGCGGACAUUCACUAACAUCUCUUUACUCGGAGUUGACCUUUGACCAUUUAUGACUACUCACAAAUUCAACUAUUUGCGUUUUGUUCUGUUACCCUUCGGGUUUGUAGCAAUACGUCUGUACUUUUACUGUGUUAAUGUAUCUGCUAACUUUGUAUUUAUACAAGAUUUACUUAUAUCUUUUUUCUGUUGGUCUCUGUAUGUUACUAUAAACCUACUGUAUAUAUGUCUACUUUUGUAUACUGCCUUUUUUUUUUUUUUACUUCUUAGAAGUUAAUAAAUUAUUUGUUUAACCAUUAUUUCGUCAUAAUCUUCAAUCGUUUUUAACCCUUAACCUGGUCACUACUGCGUGUUGCACAUUUUAUUUAUAAGUGCCUUUCAAGCACCAAAGGACACUUUACAUUAAACAUAAAAAAAAACUACAUAGAAAUUUAAAUUUAAUAAAGAAUUGAGAAUAAAAUCAAUACAA